AUUGUUAGCUUUUGAUGGUCUGCAUUGCUUCAUAAAAUUCAGGCAACUAGCAAAGAAGAGAGUUUAAGAAAAAAAAUUACAGGCAAUGGCUGAUAUUGUUAUGGAGGAAAGAAAACAGAAUCAUUUGGAAAGUGAAGAUCCACAGCAGAAACUCCCUUCACUGAUCAAAGCUAUUGCUGCAAAUGAGGUUUCUGGUUUUGAUAGUGUUGAUGGGCACAAUAAUGACCACAAGUCCCCACUCAAUUCAACUGCUUUUCAUCCCAAAACCUCAAUAUUUGGGAUCGAGGCAGCUGCAGCCACGAAAAAUGAGGAGAGUCAAUGUAAUCAUCAAAGGAAGCAUUCAGUCUCAAUCAGCAUGCCUCCAUCUCCCAUUAAUGAAGCUCACGUAAAGAGCACAAACAGAGUCAUGUUUAGAGACGGCGAGACAAUUUUAGGAGACAAUAUUCCAAAUUCUGAUGACGCGGCACAUUUGGAAAAUGGCGAUGGCUCGAAAAAUAAGCCACGGUUUUAUUCUCAGCCGAUGUCGAUGCCAAAAAGCUCAGCUCUUGAUGAUCCGUCCGGUCAGCUUCCGGCGAGGAAUCCGAGGAUCGAUCGGCUGCAGGAUAAGAGGUUCGACUCUUUCAAGACAUGGUCUGGAAAACUCGAGAAGCAGAUAUCGAACUUGCGUGGGGUAAGACACAGGGAAGACGAGCAGGAGCCUGGAAAUGAUCGUCAGCACCCAGAAAUCAAUUUGCCCGUGGAUCGGUACUUUGAUGCGUUGGAAGGACCCGAGCUGGAUACACUCCGGGCUUCCGAAGAAUUACUCCUCCCAGAAGACAAGACGUGGCCUUUUCUCCUACGCUUUCCCAUCUCCUCCUUUGGUAUCUGCUUAGGUGUGAGCAGCCAAGCCAUCAUGUGGAAAACCCUAGCAACCUCGAACUCGACAAAAUUCCUCCACAUCACCCCUGACGUAAACCUCGUACUCUGGUUCAUAUCCCUUGCCCUCGUACUCACUGUGACAGUACUGUACAGCCUCAAAAUAGUAUUAUACUUCGAAGCCGUUCGCCGCGAAUAUUACCACCCGAUACGCGUCAACUUCUUUUUCGCCCCGUUUAUUGCCCUUCUUUUCUUGGCUUUGGGAGUACCACCAUCGAUAACCAAAACCCUGCAUGCAUCUUUGUGGUACGUGCUCAUGACACCGUUUUUUAUUCUCGAGAUUAAAAUAUACGGGCAGUGGAUGUCCGGUGGGCAGAGGAGGCUCUCAAAGGUGGCGAACCCAUCCAAUCAUCUUUCGGUAGUGGGGAAUUUUGUCGGGGCUUUACUUGGGGCGUCGAUGGGUCUGAAAGAAGGGCCCAUUUUCUUUUUCGCAGUUGGGCUGGCCCAUUACACGGUGCUGUUUGUGACACUCUACCAGAGGCUGCCGACAAAUGAGACGCUUCCCAAGGAGCUCCACCCAGUUUUCUUUCUGUUUGUGGCUGCACCAAGUGUAGCCUCCAUGGCAUGGGCAAGGAUUCAGGGCUCGUUUGAUUACGGGUCGAGGAUCGCGUACUUCAUUGCAUUGUUCCUUUAUUUUUCGCUGGCCGUUCGUGUUAAUUUCUUCAGAGGAUUCAGAUUCUCACUGGCUUGGUGGGCCUACACGUUCCCCAUGACAGGAGCAGCCAUUGCCACCAUCAGAUACUCGGAUGUGGUCAUGAGUACUGUGACCAAAUCCCUAACCGUCAUCCUCUGCAUCCUGUCCACACUUACAGUAUCAGCACUGCUCGUGACCACUAUUAUUCACGCCUUUGUUCUGCGGGACCUAUUUCCGAACGACAUAGCCAUUGCAAUCAGCGAGAGGCGGCCCAAGAAGACAAUGAGAUGGUACCAUAGGAGGUCCGGCAGCUCGGAAUCCAACAUCGAGCAGUAUCUUAAGUUUUCAAAUUCAGUCGACAAGGACAUAGAGGCCUGUGACAAUAACCCCGUGAGUCCUGACGGACGAGACUUGCCAGGUCCUGCUAAGAAGUAAGAAUGAUGCAAAGGUUUUCAAAAGCUGAGAAAUUUAGCAUUUGUGUGUGUACGCAGAUUUUUGUCACUCCAGUCAAGAUAGGGACUCACUGGUUUUUGAGAGCCCCAGUGAAGUUGAUUUGGUGUGAUAAAAAAGAAAAUGGGGUUUGAUUGUUCUAAACGGCAUAGAUUUUUGAAGGAUGAGUGUUUGCAGUGAAGGAUUUUAGGAGAAGUGUUUGUGUUUAUAAGUGUCUUGUGAUGGUGAGAUUGUGUUGUUUAUAUGAAUAAAAUGCUCAUGUCAGUGUGUGUGUAUUGAAGAGAACCAAAUUUUCUGUUUUCCUUUAUUCUGCUUACUUUUGGUACUUUGAUAAACAAUCAUACGCUAAUUACAAAAGAACCCAGAAACCUGUAAAAAUUACUGUAUCCAGUGAAAAAACCACAGUUUCAG
Striga asiatica is the source of this 2410-nucleotide messenger RNA. NCBI's taxonomy places the organism in Eukaryota, Viridiplantae, Streptophyta, Magnoliopsida, Lamiales, Orobanchaceae. The record is from the annotation of a GenBank genome assembly.